AUGCAAUUCAAGAUCACUUCCGCGCUCAGCGUCCUCCUGUUGGUUCCAUCGACCUUUGGAUUUUCCAACACAGCAGGAGUGUCCCAAGUAUCUUGUUCCAGUCAGUCUCUGGUAACACCCAAUAAGUCACUACACAUUCUACAGAGCACCAAUGAUGUCGACAACGAAGCCAAGGUCCUCACCAAGGAAGAAAUCACUGAAAGCUUGUACUUUCCAUUGACCUUCGACGACAUGGUCAAGCAAACCUCGUCCACAAUGCAAGCGGCCUACGAAAAGGGCAUGACACGACAGACCAUUCGAAUCUUACUUCCCCGCAGUACGGAUAGCGAAAACCUAGGGCAGUUCUACGAGACAGAUGCCGAAAAUGAAAUGGGCGACAGUGUUCUAGUCCCACCAGAUGAAACCUGGCAAGGAGGAAUUAUGCAACUGUACCGAGCCUGCAGUUAUUCCUGUCAAGAAAUUCUUCGUCAGUUUACCCGGAAUGCGGCUGGUGGUGUCGUCCCCCGCUUGCAAGAAGAUCGAUCGGUUGAUGAAUCUGGUGUCGAUGGUAUUGGUUUGUGGCUCACACAAGGUUCUACUCCCGCAGAUGAUGUUUCUUGCUUUGUGCAACCCGCUCAAGAAACGGUCAGUGCCAUUGAAUCCAUCAGUCAACAAGCUGGCAGUCGAUUGGUCACCUUGAUGAAUCCCCAAUGGAGAAUCACAGAUGACGCCUUGGAUACGGCCAGUCGAUCCGAAGGUGCUUGGGGAACUUUUGCUUCCUUUUUGGGUGGCAAGGGUGGAUCUCUUCGUAAAUUGGAAGAGUUGGGCUUUACCAAUGUCUUUGUCAUGGAAGGUUAUGUCUGUCGGGGUGGCAAUACCCGCAUGAUGAAGCGCUUCGAUUCCGACUGGGCUGUCUUUGCCGAGAAUGAUGCUGGAACCGAGUUCAUCAAGGUUGGAACCAGCGAGACCCGACCCACCUACCAAGACAUUGAUGCCAUGUUGGAAGAAAAGGGUGUGGCAUUGAAGUAUGCCCGUGACAUUGGUUUGGCUCCCAAACUAUAA
Molecule: messenger RNA, 1041 nt
Organism: Cylindrotheca closterium
Lineage: Eukaryota; Bacillariophyta; Bacillariophyceae; Bacillariales; Bacillariaceae
Source: the annotation of a GenBank genome assembly